Messenger RNA from Theileria equi strain WA, 944 nucleotides. RefSeq lists its product as hypothetical. NCBI's taxonomy places the organism in Eukaryota, Apicomplexa, Aconoidasida, Piroplasmida, Theileriidae. Bases 48 to 914 code for a protein of 288 amino acids. The record is from RefSeq and is a predicted model, not a curated record. The transcript has a single exon.
GGUCACUAUAAAUCAAUCCUUGUUCUUGGAUUUUUAGUCUAAAUAAAAUGGUAAAGUGCCUGAUUUCAUUUCCUGGGCAACAAACUCGCUGCAUUCAGCUGGGUGAAGAUUUUUUGGCAAGGAACGACAAUGGAAUCUCUCAAGGUGGUCGUUCGGCACGUCUUAUGACAUCCAUGGUAAAUGUUAAGGAUGAAAGUGUUUGUACCACUGAUGAUAAUAGCAACAUGGAUGCAAAUUUCUUUUAUUCUCUGAUAAAUGCCCUGUAUGGCAUUAGCAUGGACCAGUUUUAUCUCAUAAUCAACGGAAAGUACGUAAGUAAGGCUCAAAUGUGUAGUAAAAGGGACUAUUAUGAGCAUAUAGAUAGAUCAGGUCCAAAUAAUUGGCACUGCAGCAUGGAUCGGCCCCUGCAUUCUUCUGUGCCAAAUGAUUACUUCCGGGAAUCUUCAGGGAAUGAGCGGCUAGAGUUUGAAAAAUAUUAUGUAAACAGUAUGGUUGACGCUGUACCAAUUAGCGUAGCUGUAAAAUGUAGGAUUUUAGGUGGGAAGGGAGGCUUUGGAGCCAUCCUCAAAAGUCAAGCUGGAAGGAAGAAGCAGAGCACAAAUUUAGACUCUUGCAGAAAUCUACAAGGUCAGAGGAUAAGAACUGCACGUCUUUCUGCGCAAGCUAAGGCAUGGGAAGAUAAGCAGAAUAAACAAGACCUUUCUGAUGAAGCCUUAAAGCUGCCAAAAAAACCACAACAGGACCCAGUAGAUGUGAUCAACACACAAAACAACUCCAAGAAGAUUGUAAAGAAGGAGAUUAAAAAGAUGAAGAAGCAAGUCCAAAUAGGAGUACAGGAAAUGGGAAAAAAACAAGUCAAGGAGGAAGAUACUGACAAAAUCCUAGAGACUUGCCUAGAUAUUUACGGGCUCUAGUUGCCACCUUUGAACUAUCGUAACUCUUUU